Molecule: messenger RNA, 3075 nt
Organism: Daldinia decipiens
Lineage: Eukaryota; Fungi; Ascomycota; Sordariomycetes; Xylariales; Hypoxylaceae
Product: CP2 transcription factor-domain-containing protein
Exons: 3
Coding region: 407-2806 (799 amino acids)
Biological process (GO): regulation of transcription by RNA polymerase II
Cellular component (GO): nucleus
Molecular function (GO): DNA-binding transcription activator activity, RNA polymerase II-specific; RNA polymerase II cis-regulatory region sequence-specific DNA binding
Source: RefSeq, a predicted model, not a curated record
CUGUUCUCUCUCUCUAUUUUUACCGCUUGUUAGACUCAUUACUCUGACACAAGCCCCCCCCAAUCUAUCUCUCCCCUCACGAUCGUUCUAGACGUUGCGCCGCGCCGUGCCGCGCCGCCGAUCUCCACGAUAUUUCUAUCGUUUAAUAUUGACAGCCGACGAAAAUUUCACGAAACAACAUACAUUCACGUACCCGCCACCGUCUGCUCAAAUUCACUUAUACGCAAUUCGUCCUAUCACUUUGCGCCGCCUCCGUAGCAGGGUUUAGCACCGCGGACAUCUCUCAAGUUCGCAUGCCUCUGCUCGAGCAUUAAUCAAAUUCCAUCAAAGAAUUUCAUUUUGGGCUUAUUUUGCAAACCUGUUGGCAGAGCUGUCUUGCGACAGCGCCUGUUUAAGUCUUUUCCAGAUGUUUCGCCAGAGGACAAGCUCACAAAAGCCUGGCGAUGAGUUGCUUGCCAAUUUCCGACAACAGUUUCCUGAGAUCACGUCGGUAACCUCGUCUUCGGCGCCAGGAGUGCCAGCACCAAAUAUUGUAACUGCUGACAACUCGGUUCUUGUUCCGCCGGGCCAAGAACACACAAGUCAAGAUGUGUUCCGAGAUCAGGAUCCUACACCGCGGGCUUCGGGUGCGGAAUGGAGGUUUACCCCUUCGUUGCUAGAUCCCAACUCCUUCUCCUUCAGCACAUUUGCAAACCAACCGCCGGGUUAUUACACGCCUACACCCGGCGGCACCAAUACGCUUUACCACCCGCAAGCAGGCGACUUGCAUACGCCGUCAUUGGGUCUAGGGAUGGGACUCGGAACUCCGUUAUCACUUCCUACAACUGAAAGUACCAUACAGGCCGGACCAGCUUUAAUGGAUCUCACUCAGUUUCAUCACGGCAUACCGCCGCAUCAAUUCCCACAGUCUUACAACCCGUUUAUCCAGCCGACUCCUCCCCAAGCUUCGUUUGCACCUUCAUCAUUUGUGCACCAGGAUACCGGCUACGAAACGAUGGAUCACGACGGGUCGCCUUUCGAUUCUGAUAGUCACGAGGAUCAUAUAGGCUCUAUGGGUGCGACAUUCCACUCACAGUCACCGCCUAAUAUUAUUGGUUUCCAACAUAGACAAUUUGGCGCCCCCAUGACUCACUUACUGCCACCUUCGGCCGACAAGUUCCGUUUCCACUCGACUCUGAACGCUCCAACGGCGAUGAUCAAACACGCGGAUGAGAUUCCGGUGACGUACCUGAACAAGGGACAAGCUUACUCGCUGGCAGUAAUCGAUACCACGGCAAGUAUGCCCAUUAUUCCUGGCACGAAAUAUCGAACGUUCGUACGCAUCUCCUUCGAAGACGACCAACAACGACAAAAGCCUGGCGUCUGCUGGAGCCUAUGGAAAGAAGGCCGGGGGACCAAUGAGGCGCACCAGCGAGGUGGGAAGCUACAGGCAGUCGAGUAUGUUGAGGCCGGGCAACCAGCUGAGGGCGAUGACAAGCGAACCCGUAUCGAACUUGAGACGGCCUCCUUUAAUGGGUUCUCAGUCGUCUGGACUCCAGGUGUUAAUGGUGCCGCGGAGUGCAACAUCGCGGUCCGCUUCAACUUCCUCUCGACGGACUUUAGUCAUUCUAAAGGUGUCAAAGGCAUUCCAGUAAGGCUAUGUGCCAAGACGAGCAUUUUAUCGGCGACCGACUCGCCUCCCUUGCCAGACCCGACGUCCGAAAUCUGCUACUGCAAAGUAAAGCUCUUUAGGGACCACGGAGCAGAACGAAAACUUUCUAACGAUGUUGCGCAUGUUAAAAAGACAAUUGACAAACUCAAGCAACAGAUUGCUCAAGCAGAAAGCGGGGCGAAAGAUUUUGGGAAACGCAAACGAGGUGGUGGCUCGCACAUUAAGAGCCAAGACCAUCAACGUCCAGGGAAAGCCCCGAAGCAUAAAAGAACCUGGUCGAUGUCAUCAGCCAGCUCCGCGGGCGGGGGUGGUGGUAAUACACGACCCUCGCUUGAGGAUGACUUGCAUUUCAAACUUCAGACACUACAGGAUAUGUUCACAAGCACGCGGCCUGUGAGCAUCUUGUACUUACGCGGCGACGAUUUAGAUGAUCCAGACUUGCACCCUGUGAGCCUCCCUGGGGAACCAACCGAUCUUACCAAAGUCGACCCUAAAGACGCCGCUGCAUGGCAAAUCAGAAGCGUGCGAAGUUCGGUAGCCGGUUCUUCACUCGUCUCUCCUUCUCCUAGUUCUAUGUCUUUGCAUUCACAACCGACCAAUGCCACUCAAUGGAACGAUUUCCCAAGUAGCGGGGAGCCAUCAGCUUCCCGAAGAGCGUCUGAGAUGCCUGUAAAGGUGCCCAAAACAGAUGAUGCCGGGAAUUUGAGUGGCUGGAUAGAAGCACUUGGAGUCGAUCCAACAUACAAACCACCGACCGAGAGGCCUGUGAAGCCCGUCGCCUGUUUCUACAUUGCCAGACGGCAUCGACCCGAGCCAGAGAAACGUGAACUUCACCGAGCGAUAUACCUAACCCAGAGAACAGUAUCGGAGUUUGUGUCGCGAAUUUCGGCUAAGUGGGCUAUCGACCCCUCAUCUAUUGUGCGGGCUGUCCAUGUCCUCGAGAGUGGGUUGGAAGUAGAAAUAGAUGACGACGUGAUCCAGGCUGUAUCUGAAGGUCAGGAUAUGACGCUUGACGUUGCCGAGGUCGAUCGAAGUGUACCUCAACCCAAGCGAGAAUGGGAGAUGAUGGCCGUCGAUGCCCCUGAUGGUGACAGAGCCUCGACGCACAGCGCGUUUCGAACAACAACAGGCUACGAACUACGACUUACUUUUUAAUUUCUACGGGUGUUGAAGGGUUUAUGGUGUGGAGUUUAUUAUUACUUUCAAUGGUUAUACACUAGGGCGGGAAGAUAGUCCUGGAACCGGUCUGCGCCUUUUUAUUUGACGAACAUGAAUAUUUAUACCCAACGAACAACCGGCGGAAUUUUGAUUUAUUAUAUAUGGAGUUCGAACGGCACAUCAAAAGAUACCAUGCCCUUUAAGGGCAGCUUUGUUUCUCUUCGAUCCCUCUGUUGUGACGGACCGACGUUCGGGUCUUUUAGACU